Molecule: messenger RNA, 909 nt
Organism: Trichobilharzia szidati
Lineage: Eukaryota; Metazoa; Platyhelminthes; Trematoda; Strigeidida; Schistosomatidae
Source: the annotation of a GenBank genome assembly
AUGAAUUUCGACGAUGAAGAAAAGCAAAAAUUAAUAGAAGAAGUCCAUGCCUUAGUUACUGUGAGAGACGCCAAGCAUACAAACUUUGUUGAGUUUCGCAACUUUAAAAUUGUUUAUCGACGUUAUGCUGGAUUGUAUUUUUGCAUGUGUAUAGACCUCAUGGAUAAUAGUCUUGCGUACUUGGAAGCUAUUCAUAACUUUGUUGAGGUUUUGAAUGAGCUAUUUCACAAUGUUUGUGAACUAGAUCUUGUCUUCAACUUCUACAAAGUUUAUAGUGUCGUCGAUGAAAUGUUCCUGGCUGGAGAAAUUCGUGAAACAAGCCAAACAAAAGUUCUAAAGCAGACAUCAAAGUACGUCAAUGAUGCUUCAUCGGAAACGUCAGCAGAAUCACCACCGCAAACACCUGCUGCACCUCGACGCCAUCCUACACCUCCACCCCAUGCUCCAAAACGACCACCACUACCACCAAUUUGUUUCCGAGUUCCACUACCGCCUUUUCCACAACCUCCACCACCACCACCAUUCUUUCUAUCGCCUUUAUCCACGCGUUCCAACGAUCAAGCCACACCAGCGCCUGAGUUACCGAUGCCAUACAACAUGAAACCAAAGGAGACAUUCUCGACUGCAUUCAGAUUGAAGAAGGCUUGCGUAUCUCUGCAUGCACAAGAUGAUGUGAAUGUGGACUUGACAAGGAGAUUUGGAACUGUGAAAGUGCGUGACGUGCCUGUCGAACCUAUCAGUCGAAUGAGCCUAUUGAAGAAUAGAAAUAGAAGUGUUCAGAUGUCAGUGAGAGGUGGUAAUACCAGAUUCUCCGAGAUUUUCGAAUACGAUGAGUCAUCAUUCACUUCACAAGGAUCAUCUCCAACCUAUGCUUCGGAAUGUGAACCAGUGUCAAGUCGAAUAAGCUGA